Molecule: messenger RNA, 1665 nt
Organism: Cicer arietinum (chickpea)
Lineage: Eukaryota; Viridiplantae; Streptophyta; Magnoliopsida; Fabales; Fabaceae
Source: RefSeq, a predicted model, not a curated record
CAUUGUAUACCCUCCCCAAAAGUCACGUUCUAUAAUAAUUAAAAACAGGGGUUUAUGCAAGAGCAAGAAGAGAGGAGGUUUAUGCAAAGAUGAAGCAUUUUGUGGUGAAAAAAACAUGGAGCAACGGCGUUAGAGUUGGAGCACUAGAAGUAGGAAACAUCACAGCCACAGGAGGAGUUGUAAUUGAAACACCUGCUCUUCUCAUAUCAACUCGUAAAGGACUCCCUCAUUUUACACCUCCUGAUCUUCUUCCUUCUCUCCCUUCUCCUGAUUCCCAUUUCCUUCAACUUUCUCCACUCCACUUUUUGGAAGGACUUUCUCCAACUACGAUAUCGAAAAUUGGAGGGCUUCAUAAACUUAUUGGUUUGCCUGAUUAUGCAAUUGCAGCAGUUCCUAGGGAUUCUAUUCAUUCGAUUCCUGAAUCUAAGAGUGCUUCCAAACUCGGACCCACUUUCGAGACUCCUUGUGGUCGUCUAUUGGUUAAACCUAAAGAUUAUGUUCAAAUGAUUUCUUGCAUGAGGCCAAACAUAUGGGCUACUUUGGCUGAUGAAGUACCUGCUUGGGUGUCUGAUAAAAGGAACAGAACCUCAGUGGAUAGAACUUUGAGAUGGCUUGAUGAUUGUCUUGCAUUGAAUCCGGCGCAGGGCUGCAAAGCCAUUGGAUCAAUCUUUGGUGCCAUUGUGGGAGGUUCUAAUUUGGAUGAAAGGAAGCGAUGUGCAGAAGAGGUAGCCAAGCGAAAUGUAGCAGGUUAUUGGAUUGGAGGAUUUGGUCUAGGAGAGGCCAUCGAUGAGCGAUCUUCUCUUCUGCGUGCUAUUGUCGACGUCUUGCCAGAUGAAAAGCCGCGCAUGAUCUGUGGUCUUGAACUCCCAGAGGAGAUCUUACAGGGGAUUGCUGCUGGAAUUGAUCUUUUUGAUUCAACGUACAUCUAUUCCCUCACACUUGGAGGGUUUGCGCUAACCUUUUCACUUGACAAGAAUGGGAAUCAAGAUAAUUUUCAGAAAAACAAGAUGGGAAGUGACUCGACUAAAAUUAAUUUGCGAGCAACAGUUUAUAGGAAAGACAUGUCCCCCAUCAUAAAAAACUGCACCUGCCAUACAUGCCAGAAUUAUACAAAAGCAUACAUCAAUCACUUAUUCAAUGUUCAUGAAAUGCUGGCACAAACUCUGCUAGAAAUCCAUAAUACACACCACUAUCUGAUGUUCUUUCGUGUGAUAAGAGAAGCAAUACAAGAAGGGAGGUUUGAAAAUUAUCGACAAACAUUCAUUGAAAGCAGGCGCGAGCAUUAUGAUAGAGGUGUGGUCUGUGAAGUCGAAGGAACAAGGUGGUUAGACAAAAUAGUGCAGUUUGUUUUGAAGUGUAUAGGCUUUGGGGUUAACUAACAUUAUUGUGUUGGGGAACAAUUCAAAUGCGGGGAUCAUUGAAUUCAUAGAAAUAUUAGAUUGAAAAUAGGCCAAACUCAUAUUUAGGGGUGAAGAUAGAUCAAACUACAUGACAAAGGCUAUGACUUAGUCUAGGUUAGAUUCAAGCCAAAUUUUUUAAAAACAAUUGACAAAGUCAAAUACUUGAAAGGGAGUUGCUAUUUACACUCUCCAAUUUUUCCUAAUACACCCCCACCUUUUGUGUAAAAUUUUUGUUUUUUCUCAAAAUAUUUUUUUUUUAGGUAUA